Molecule: messenger RNA, 3767 nt
Organism: Phacochoerus africanus (Common warthog)
Lineage: Eukaryota; Metazoa; Chordata; Mammalia; Artiodactyla; Suidae
Gene: HDAC5
Product: histone deacetylase 5
Exons: 27
Coding region: 336-3686 (1116 amino acids)
Biological process (GO): negative regulation of transcription by RNA polymerase II; chromatin organization
Cellular component (GO): histone deacetylase complex
Molecular function (GO): histone deacetylase activity
Source: RefSeq, a predicted model, not a curated record
CUCCGAAUGUUGUUGUUGGUGGCGGCGGCGAGCGGAGCCGGAGGAGCUGCCGCAAAGAUGGAGGAGCCGUCGAGGAGGCGCUGCCGCUGCUGCCGCCGCCGCUGCUGCCGCCGCCGCCUGCGAAGCCGGAGCUCGAGCCGCAGGGGGGAUGCUGUUCUGAGUGCCUGACUGCCUCGCCCUGAAGGAUGGCCUCGGAUGGGCGUUAGAGGCACAGCGGCCCCGGGCUCCUGUCCCGUCCGUCUGUCUGUUAUCGUCUGUGUCUCUUGACAUCACUGCAGCUCCACCCCCUCCCAUCCCAGCCCCCAACGCCAGCUUCCUGUGGGCCCAGAGCCGGCAUGAACACUCCCACCGAGUCGGCAGAUGGGAUGCAAGGCCGGGAACCAUCCUUGGAAAUCCUGCCUCGGACCCCUCUACACGGCAUCCCUGUGGCAGUGGAGGUGAAGCCGGUGCUGCCAGGAGCCAUGCCCAGCUCCAUGGGGGGCGGGGGAGGAGGCAGCCCCAGCCCCGUGGAGCUUCGGGGUGCUCUGGCAGGCCCCGUGGACCCCGCGCUGCGGGAGCAGCAACUCCAGCAGGAGCUCCUGGCGCUCAAGCAGCAGCAGCAGCUGCAGAAGCAGCUCCUGUUCGCCGAGUUCCAGAAACAGCACGACCACCUGACCCGGCAGCAUGAGGUCCAGCUGCAGAAGCACCUCAAGCAGCAGCAGGAGAUGCUGGCAGCCAAGAGGCAGCAGGAGCUGGAGCAGCAGCGGCAGCGGGAGCAGCAACGGCAGGAGGAGCUGGAGAAGCAGCGGCUGGAGCAGCAGCUGCUCAUCCUGCGAAACAAGGAGAAGAGCAAAGAGAGUGCCAUCGCCAGCACUGAGGUGAAGCUGAGGCUCCAGGAAUUCCUCCUGUCGAAGUCAAAGGAGCCCACACCAGGCGGCCUCAACCAUUCCCUCCCGCAGCAUCCCAAAUGCUGGGGAGCCCACCAUGCUUCUUUGGACCAGAGUUCCCCUCCCCAGAGCGGCCCCCCGGGGACGCCUCCCUCCUACAAGCUGCCUUUGCUUGGGCCCUACGACAGCCGCGAUGACUUCCCCCUCCGCAAAACAGCCUCUGAACCCAACUUGAAAGUACGUUCGAGGCUAAAGCAGAAGGUGGCCGAGCGGAGAAGCAGUCCCCUCCUGCGUCGCAAGGAUGGCACUGUCAUUAGCACCUUUAAGAAGAGAGCUGUUGAGAUCACGGGUGCCGGGCCUGGGGUGUCAUCCGUGUGUAACAGUGCUCCAGGCUCCGGCCCCAGCUCUCCCAACAGCUCGCACAGCACCAUCGCCGAGAAUGGCUUUACGGGCUCAGUCCCCAACAUCCCCACCGAGAUGCUCCCCCAGCACCGGGCCCUCCCUCUGGACAGCUCCCCCAACCAGUUCAGCCUCUACACGUCUCCCUCUCUGCCCAACAUCUCCCUAGGGCUGCAGGCCACGGUCACUGUCACCAACUCGCACCUCACCGCCUCCCCGAAGCUGUCAACGCAGCAGGAGGCCGAGAGGCAGGCCCUCCAGUCCCUGCGGCAGGGUGGCGCACUGACGGGCAAGUUCAUGAGCACAUCCUCCAUCCCCGGCUGCCUGCUGGGCGUGGCACUGGAGGGCGACACGAGCCCCCACGGGCAUGCCUCCCUGCUGCAGCACGUGCUGCUGCUGGAGCAGGCCCGGCAGCAGAGCACCCUCAUCGCGGUGCCACUCCACGGGCAGUCCCCGCUGGUGACGGGUGAACGCGUGGCCACCAGCAUGCGGACGGUGGGCAAGCUCCCAAGGCACCGGCCCCUGAGCCGCACUCAGUCCUCGCCGCUGCCCCAGAGCCCCCAGGCCCUGCAGCAGCUGGUCAUGCAGCAGCAGCACCAGCAAUUCCUGGAGAAGCAGAAGCAGCAACAGCUGCAGCUGGGCAAGAUCCUCACCAAGACUGGGGAGCUGCCCCGGCAGCCCACCACCCACCCGGAGGAGACAGAGGAGGAGCUGACGGAGCAGCAGGAGGCCUUGCUGGGGGAGGGAGCCCUGACCAUCCCCCGAGAAGGCUCCACGGAGAGCGAGAGCACACAGGAAGACCUGGAGGAGGAGGAAGAGGAGGAGGAGGAAGAGGAGGAGGAGGAGGAGGAUUGUAUCCAGGUCAAGGAUGAGGCGGGCGAGAGUGGUGCUGAGGAGGGCCCCGACUUGGAGGAGUCCAGUGCUGGUUACAAAAAGGUGUUUGCAGAUGCCCAGCAGCUGCAGCCGCUGCAGGUGUACCAGGCACCCCUCAGCCUGGCCACUGUGCCCCACCAGGCCCUGGGCCGCACCCAGUCCUCACCUGCUGCCCCAGGGGGCAUGAAGAGCCCCCCAGACCAGCCCACCAAGCACCUCUUCACCACAGGUGUGGUCUAUGACACGUUCAUGCUGAAGCACCAGUGCAUGUGCGGGAACACACACGUGCACCCGGAGCACGCUGGCCGGAUCCAGAGCAUCUGGUCCCGGCUGCAGGAAACAGGCCUGCUCAGCAAGUGUGAGCGAAUUCGGGGUCGCAAAGCCACGCUGGACGAGAUCCAGACGGUGCACUCCGAGUACCACACCCUGCUCUAUGGGACCAGCCCCCUCAACCGCCAGAAGCUGGACAGCAAGAAGCUGCUGGGCCCCAUCAGCCAGAAGAUGUAUGCUGUGCUGCCCUGCGGGGGCAUCGGGGUGGACAGCGACACGGUGUGGAAUGAGAUGCACUCCUCCAGUGCUGUGCGCAUGGCGGUGGGCUGCCUGGUGGAGCUGGCAUUCAAGGUGGCUGCGGGGGAGCUCAAGAAUGGAUUUGCCAUCAUCCGGCCCCCAGGCCACCACGCGGAGGAAUCCACAGCCAUGGGAUUCUGCUUCUUCAACUCUGUAGCCAUCACAACCAAACUUCUGCAGCAGAAGCUGAACGUGGGCAAGGUUCUCAUCGUGGACUGGGACAUACACCACGGCAAUGGCACCCAGCAAGCAUUCUACAACGACCCCUCCGUGCUCUAUAUCUCUCUGCAUCGCUAUGACAAUGGGAACUUCUUUCCAGGCUCUGGGGCUCCUGAAGAGGUUGGCGGAGGGCCGGGUGUGGGGUACAAUGUGAACGUGGCAUGGACGGGAGGUGUGGACCCCCCCAUCGGAGACGUGGAGUACCUAACGGCCUUCAGGACAGUGGUGAUGCCCAUCGCCCACGAGUUCUCACCUGACGUGGUCCUGGUUUCCGCCGGCUUUGAUGCUGUUGAGGGACACUUGUCUCCGUUGGGUGGCUACUCUGUCACCGCCAGAUGUUUUGGCCACUUGACCAGGCAGCUGAUGACGCUGGCAGGGGGCCGGGUGGUGCUGGCCCUGGAGGGAGGCCAUGACUUGACCGCCAUCUGUGAUGCCUCUGAGGCCUGUGUCUCAGCUCUGCUCAGCGUGGAGCUGCAGCCCUUGGACGAGGCAGUCCUGCAACAAAAGCCCAACAUCAAUGCAGUGGCCACGCUAGAGAAAGUCAUCGGGAUCCAGAGCAAACACUGGAGCUGUGUGCAGAGGUUCGCUGCUGGUCUAGGCCGUUCCCUGCGGGAGGCCCAGGCAGGCGAGACAGAGGAGGCCGAGACUGUGAGUGCCAUGGCCUUGCUGUCGGUGGGGGCUGAGCAGGCGCAGGCUGCUGCAGCCCGGGAGCACAGCCCCAGGCCGGCAGAGGAGCCCAUGGAGCAGGAGCCUGCCCUGUGAUGCCCUGGCCCCCGUCCCUCUGGGCUUCAUCAUUGUGAUUUUGUUUAUUUUUUCUAUUAAAAAGAAAAAGUCACACAUCCA